AUGCAAGGGUUUUAUAAUUAGGUUAAGUCAUUGAUGCAAUCUAAUCAUGAGGAACCUAAUUAUGAUGAUAAUUAUAAAUGCUUUUGUGGUUAAUAGAUCAGAUGUGACCCAUUUGAUGAUUUAUACAAUCACAUUUCUAAUUGCAAAAAGUUUCUUAGUGAAUCAAUGUUUUAUAAAGAAUUUGAAAAGCUUCGAUUGAAUAUCUUUAAGUUACCAUAACUUUAUACAUUGAAAGCAGAAUUUCUGUUUAUCAUAAAUCAAAUUGACGAAAUUAUCAAUAAAAGUAAAAAUAUUUUCAUUUUAUUAGAAGAAAUUAGUUAAAUUAAUUCACCUAGAAGUGCUAAUAGAUAAUUAAAAUAAUCAAUACCACCGUAAUCCAAUUUCUCAUAAAAAUAAGUAAUGUUAUUUAAUUGAAAUUUCAGUCGUUCAAUAAUAUUCACAAAAAAUACUUUCCAACGAAGAGUCGAGAAUAAGAAAUCAAGCAGAAAUGCUCUGCUUGUGGAAAAUUAGAUAAUAAUGAGGAUGAGAUGGAAACAGUUUAUAAUUUUUAAAUUUGCCAACAUGCUCAUUGUCUUGGUUGUAUAAGGAAAUUAAUUAAUUAACAAUACAUUUUGAAAUCAGGAUGUGUGUAGUGUUCAUAUUGCUAAAAGUAAUUGAGUUAAUAAGAAAUUGAAAAGUAUAUAGGUUCAGAGAGAUUGCAAUACUUAUAAAAAAAGUUAAAAACAGGUGAAUCACCUGCAUAAUAAAAAUUAUAAUGUUCAUUUUGUUAUAGAUAUCUAAACAAUAAGGACAUAAAAUCUGGUUAAAGACCUGUUUGUAAUUAAUAAGAAUGCUAAUAAAAAAAUACAUAAGCAUGUUAAAAAAUUGCUAGUUGCAAACAUUUUUGUUCGGGAUAUAAGGAUGAGAAAAAAUGUUUGGGUUGUCUUGGAUGCACUAACCAAAAGUUAUCUGAAGAAUAUUGUACAAUAUGUUUUACAGAAUCUUUAUAUGAAGGUCCUUGUAUAUAGGCAACUUGCGGUCAUGUAAAUAAUUUUGAUAAUAUCAAUCAGCUAUUUCAUUACUAUUGUUUAAAUAAGAAAUUAGACAAGAAAUGGACAAGUAUGUAUAUAUCCUUUGGAUUCUGUUGUUGUUCAAUUUGUAAAAGAUGGAUGGUAUUUAUAUAUAUAAAUAAUAAAGGAAUUUCCCAAUGAUUCAAUUUCAUAGUAGAAAAUGAAUGAAUAUUAGGAAUUACAACAAUUAGUUCGUAAAUAAGCAUCUUUAAGAAUGGGAAAAAUGGGAGAUAGUUAAAUAUUAAAAGUUGAAGAUGCUUUAGAUAUUUUUGCCUUUUAUCAAUGUUAUAAAUGCAAGAAACCAUAUUUUGGAGGAAAGAAAGAUUGUCAAUUAGAAUUAGAGGCGGAAUCGAAUAGACAAAGUCAACAAGAUUUAAUUUGUCCUUCAUGCUGUGGACAAUAAAUUAAUGGAUGUAAGACUCAUGGUACUGAAUAUCUUGAGUAUAAAUGCAGAUAUUGUUGCAAUAUUGCAACAUAUUUUUGUUGGUAUUAUAAAUAGACAUUAUAAAAGGGGCACUACUCACUUUUGUUAAACUUGCCACACAAAAUAGUCGGGAGGCAAAUAUUUGACUUAAUUGAAAAAGGAGGAAUUGCCAUAGUGCUAAGGGAAGGGUAAAUGUCCAAUUGGUGGGAAUCAUGCACUCAAUGGAUAGGAAUAAUGUUUAGGAUGUGGUAAAUUUUUAAAUAAAUUUUAAGGACUUUGUAAUAAUUGAUGA
Paramecium octaurelia is the source of this 1765-nucleotide messenger RNA. Lineage: Eukaryota; Ciliophora; Oligohymenophorea; Peniculida; Parameciidae. The record is from the annotation of a GenBank genome assembly.